Girardinichthys multiradiatus is the source of this 1872-nucleotide messenger RNA. RefSeq names its product prenyl (decaprenyl) diphosphate synthase, subunit 1 (gene pdss1). Gene Ontology annotation, molecular function: prenyltransferase activity. Gene Ontology annotation, biological process: isoprenoid biosynthetic process; ubiquinone biosynthetic process. The transcript is spliced from 11 exons. The record is from RefSeq and is a predicted model, not a curated record. Gene Ontology annotation, cellular component: transferase complex; mitochondrion. Bases 82 to 1347 code for a protein of 421 amino acids. Lineage: Eukaryota; Metazoa; Chordata; Actinopteri; Cyprinodontiformes; Goodeidae.
GCUCCGUGGUCGCUGGGUUCCGGUUCCGUUGAAUCAUAUAACCGCCCCCUCCUCCUUGCACGCGGUGGGCCGGGGAACAUCAUGGCGGGGUCUUGGUGGAUGUGCUGCCGGAGGUUCAGUUCGGGCUUUACGACCUCCGGAUUAUUUGACACGCUGCGGUGUUUCAGGGGAAGUUCCGGGUAUUAUUCUGCGUCCUCUACGGGCAGGACGUCCUGGAGCUCCGCACCGAGAAAGGAGAGAAGGCCACUGUUUCCUGCACGAAUCCACUCCAAAGCUCUUAACCUCAGGCCAUCUGUGAUCCGACACCGCUGUAGGUCGCUGCAUCCGACGCUCCAGUCCUGCAGCUGCAGAGCGACACACAGCGAUGCAAAGCUGAGGGACCCUUUCACGUUAGCCCAGAAAGACCUGACAAGUUUAUAUGAUGACAUCAAAAAGGAGCUGUUCGUGGCCAAAACGGAGCUAAAAUACCUCUGCGAUUACUAUUUUGACGGCCGGGGCAAAGCUAUCCGACCGAUCAUAGUCGUCCUGAUGGCCCGGGCCAUGAACAUCCACAGCAACAGAGCUGGAGACCUGCUCCCUGGGCAAAGGACGAUAGCUAUGAUUUCUGAAAUGAUUCACACUGCCAGCUUGGUGCACGAUGACGUGAUCGACAGAUCAGACGAGCGACGGGGGAAGAGGUCGAUCAAUGAUGUGUGGGGUGAAAAGAAGGCUAUCUUAGCCGGAGAUUUCAUCCUCUCAGCUGCCACCAUGGCCUUGGCUCGUAUCGGGAACAGCACAGUGGUGAAGGUUCUCUCCCACGUCAUAGAGGACCUGGUGCGAGGCGAGUUCAUGCAGCUCGGCUCCAAAGAGAACGAAGACGAGCGAUUCAAACACUACCUGGAGAAAACCUACAAGAAGACGGCGAGUCUGAUGGCACACAGCUGUAAAGCAGUUUCCAUUCUGGUGAACUCUGACCCAGAGGUUCAUGAAAUAGCUUACCAGUACGGGAAGAAUGUCGGCAUUGCCUUUCAGCUGGUGGACGACGUUUUGGACUUCACAUCAGGGGCCGAGCAGUUGGGGAAACCUGCGGCCGCUGAUCUGAAACUGGGCUUGGCAACUGGGCCGGUCCUGUUCGCUUGCCAACAGUUUCCUGAGCUUCACGCAAUGAUCAUGAGACGAUUCAGCUCCAAAGGAGACGUGGAUCGGGCCUGGCAGUACGUCCUUCAGAGCGACGGCGUGCAUCAGACCACCUACUUGGCGCGGAGAUACUGCGAAGAAGCCAUCAGACAGAUCAGCCGGCUCCAGCCGUCCCCGGAGAGGGAUGCUCUCAUCAGGCUCACAGAGAUCGUGCUCAGCAGAGACAAGUGAAGCACCCAUGGGCCGCCUUCUCUCUCUUCAGGCAGCUGAAUGUCAGACAAAUUUGCCCUGCUGCCACGUGGGACAAAAAUGUUGAGGGAAGUUGGAUUGGAGCAUUUGCUCGCAGCGUGUAUAAAGAAAUUAAGAGUUGCUUUAUCUCGGGUGUAGAGGGGGCAAAUUAAGAGUUGAAGCGGUGAUUUGAUUUGAGGAAAACGAUCAUCUUGAAGAGCUGGCACUGAAAACUACACCUUAGACUUAAACCUUCGUCCUGUACUGUAACCAACAGCCUCACACGUCUCAGACCGGGGAACCGGACCCUUUCUGAGCUGCGGAGGAUGUUGGAAAAAUUUGUAAUUCCAAACGUGAUGGGAUCGUCAUCAUUGUCUGUGUGGAUGUGACCUCUUUGAAUCCGUCCAAACCUCAAAGGCCAAACUCUUUUUGUGUUUUUACACUUUGAACUUUACUGCUAAGUGUCCUGUAACAACGAAAGGCCUUAACAUCUGCAAUGAUCACGUGCUCAAUAAACCGACUGCUUGA